Molecule: messenger RNA, 3606 nt
Organism: Venturia canescens
Lineage: Eukaryota; Metazoa; Arthropoda; Insecta; Hymenoptera; Ichneumonidae
Gene: MARCH6
Product: E3 ubiquitin-protein ligase MARCHF6
Exons: 6
Coding region: 317-3292 (991 amino acids)
Cellular component (GO): endoplasmic reticulum membrane
Molecular function (GO): zinc ion binding
Source: RefSeq, a predicted model, not a curated record
AGCAGUAGAUAUACCCCAAUAAAAUUCGCAUAUAAUUCCUCGAUCUCGUGGUUUUUAACUUGGGUCGUGCUUGAUAAUAAAAUAUACGUGUGAAAGUUGCGAAAAAGUGGAGAGAGAGUUCCCUGGUUAUUGAUGGUUAGAAGGUGUUUAUCAAAAGCGGAAGGAGUUCGUUAUGAAUGACGUAUAGUGUCUUAAAGCGCGAGUAUCGUGGUGGAUUAUGUUUAAUACUUCGACGCAACUAUCUCCGUCGAUCAAGGGUCGGGAAGAUCCGGGGAAUUGAUUCAGUGCACAGGAAAGAAAAAAAACAUUUGACAACAUGACGGAGGACAUGUUGGGAGCGGAUAUUUGCAGGGUUUGCAGAUCCGAGGGUUUACCGGAUAGACCGCUGUUUCAUCCCUGCAUUUGUACAGGGAGUAUCAAAUGGAUUCAUCAAGAGUGUCUUGUCCAAUGGAUGCGAUAUUCUAGAAAGGAAUAUUGCGAACUUUGCGGCUAUCGUUUCUCUUUCACUCCUAUUUACAGCCCUGAUAUGCCAAGACGCUUGCCUCUUCGAGAUGUCAUUGGAGGUUUAUUUUCCAGCGUGGUCACAGCCGUUAAAUAUUGGCUACAUUAUACUCUCGUUGCUCUGGCUUGGCUCGGCGUUGUUCCACUCACUGCCUGCCGUACUUACAGAGCUUUAUUCAGCGGCUCGUUAGACCUUGUUCGGAUCAUGUCUCUACCAAUGGACAUGUUAUCAACGGAAAACGUUUCCUCUGACGUAUUUCAUGGUUGUUUCGUCGUGACUUGCACACUGGUGGCUUUUAUCGGUCUGGUAUGGUUACGAGAGCAAAUAUUACAUGCUGGAGGUCCAGAUUGGCUGGAGCGAGACAACAACGUUCAGCUACCACCGGUAGAUAACCCAUUGAUGCAAGCAGACCCUCAGCCUCAGCAGUUGCAGGAACAAAACGCAGAACAACCGAACGUGCAGGACAAUAACAACGUACCGCCUUUUGCGAAUGAGCCCCAGGCUGUUUGGCACGAUGAGGCCGCAGGUGAAGGAGCCGAUGUUGCCAAUAUCCCAGAGCAGAAUCCUCCAUAUCGUGAAAUUGGUGACAAUGAAGCGAUUCACCAACAAGCAGGCAACGGGUACGCGGACGGUGGAAUAGGCCAAGGUGAAAUAGCAGCUCCGGUCAGAGACGAACCAGGAAUAGACGGAGCGCAACAGGAAAUGGGUGGAGGUGACGAGUGGAGAGGGCAGGUUCAAGAUCAAGCCCAAGUACAAGGAGGCCAGGGUCAAGGUCAGGGUGAAGCCGAAGAGGCAAAUUGGAACCCUAUGGAAUGGGACAGACCUGCUGAAGAACUGACGUGGGAACGAUUGCUCGGGCUCGACGGAUCUCUCGUCUUCCUCGAGCACGUAUUUUGGGUUAUUUCUCUCAACACCUUGUUUAUCAUGGUCUUUGCCUUUUGUCCCUACCACAUUGGACAUUUCGCGAUAGCGGGUCUGGGACUACAAGAGCAAGCAGCAGCUUCACACUUCGAGGGCCUUGUCACGACUUUAUGCGGUUACUGGGUAAUUGGACUGUGUCUCGUCGGUCUUCAUACCUUAGCAGCACUUUUUGGCUUCCAACGCUCCCAGAGGAUACUUGGGCUGUGUUACGUCGUUGUUAAAGUAUCGCUACUCUCAGUGGUUGAAAUCGGUGUACUGCCACUGGUUUGUGGCUGGUGGUUAGACAUUUGUUCUCUGGCGAUGUUCGACGCUACUCUAAAGGAUCGAGAAACAUCCUUCAGAAUUGCCCCAGGCACUUCCAUGUUUAUCCAUUGGCUCGUCGGAAUGGUCUACAUAUACUAUUUCGCUUCCUUUAUUCUUUUACUUCGCGAAGUUUUGAGACCCGGAGUACUGUGGUUUUUGCGAAAUUUGAACGAUCCUGACUUUUCGCCUAUUCAAGAAAUGAUCCAUCUACCAAUACUGAGACACGCGAGACGACUCGUUGCAUCGGCUGUAAUAUUCGGCACAGCUGUACUACUCAUGCUUUGGCUACCGAUUAGACUUUUGAGGUGGGCUUGGCCGGGUUUCUUGCCUUAUACCAUCACUGUACAGACCGAGGCACAAGUCAGCGAAUUGUCACUCGAACUCCUACUUCUACAAGUAAUUUUACCUGCGCUACUUGAACAAUCCCACACGAGAACGUGGCUCAAGGCUCUCAUCAGAGGCUGGUGUCAAAUUGUCGCAUGGCUCUUAGACCUGCAAUCCUAUUUACUCCGGGACGAUCGAGCUGAACUGGGUCAAGCACUCGUCGAAGAACCUCAGCAUGCUGACUUUGAAGAUCUCCAUCAACCUAUGAUGCAUCGAGAAGGACCUACCGGAUUUCAACCGUACACAAGAUCACGCUGGUUCCCCGCACGACUGGUUGGACUUAUGGUUUGCGUUUGCAUCUCGCUAAUCUUUGCUAGCUUGAUAGCCAUGACCUUACCGGUUUGGCUUGGACGAAGAGUCAUGGCCCUGUGGAUGGUCGGUGCACCAGCCCCGUCGCCACCUGUGUUACCUCCCAUAUUCCACGUUGAUGGUACCGGAAGCGAUUUGACGGUAUUUGCCGGAAGAGUCCACGAGAUAUACACGAUAGCCUGUGGAACAUACGUCUGUUGGGCAGCUGCAAGAGGACUGGCGCUGGCCUUUUCGUGGGUACCUCGUGGUCGCCGUGCUAUUCUAGACAGAAUAAAGCAUUGGGCUAUUCUCGGAAUGAAAGCAUCGGUAGCGUUUGUCCUCCUGAUCGGCGUGAUACCACUAUUGUUCGGACGAUUGCUCGAGCUCGUUGUGGUUGUGCCGUUACGAGUGCCACUGGAACAAAAUCCAAUAUUGUUUAUUUGGCAAGAUUGGGCAUUGGGCGUUUUGUACACGAAAAUAGCAACGGCCGUAACGAUGAUGGGACCCGAAUGGAAAUUAAAGAUCGUUAUCGAAAGGGUUUACAACGACGGCAUAAGAGAAAUGGAUCUCAAGUUUAUAAUAACCGAACUUGCGGCACCUGUCAUAUGUUGCCUUGGUCUCGCACUAGCAGUACCUUACGCUGUCGCACACAGUAUCGUGCCGUUGCUCGUAACCAACCUACAACUCCAGAUUCUCAUCGCUCGACGUCUUUACCCAUUCCUUCUUUUAGUCAGCGGGGUCUGCGUAGUUAUAAGUUUUGAAAUGCGACAAUUUCGUAAACUCUAUGAACACAUUAAAAACGACAAGUAUCUUGUUGGACAGCGUUUAGUUAAUUAUGAACAUCGCAACAAAACGCAACAGUCGCCACAACAACAACAACAACAACAAUCAUAGAGAUAAAUUAAUUUACCAUAAUCUAUCUCUUUCUCUUUCUCUCUCUGCCCCUCUCCCUCUCUCUUCGAGCUAAAAGUUUCACGUUGUGUAUGCCUGUGUGUACGUUUAUAUAUUAUAUACAUACACACACGUACAUUAACUAAGUGCAAGGAGACUUAGGCUUAGCUUCGUGUACAUUCUUAUUCUUAAACGAAAACACUUGCUCGAAAUAAUAACCUUUUAAUAACUUAAGUUACCUAUGAUUCAACUUUUAAUAUUCUAAUAUAUUUAUGUAAGCGGUAAUGAAUAAAUCAGAAAGACUGUUUGUUUUCCAA